Molecule: messenger RNA, 4574 nt
Organism: Stegostoma tigrinum
Lineage: Eukaryota; Metazoa; Chordata; Chondrichthyes; Orectolobiformes; Stegostomatidae
Gene: slc31a1
Product: solute carrier family 31 member 1
Biological process (GO): copper ion transmembrane transport
Cellular component (GO): membrane
Molecular function (GO): copper ion transmembrane transporter activity
Source: RefSeq, a predicted model, not a curated record
GCAAAUGACAGAGUAGACAUACGGAUCCUGCAACAGUACUGAGGUUUUCUGGCAUAUAACAGGUGAUCAUGAAUGAUCACAACAAGACCCUCAUAGAGAGUCUUGGACUCAUUUUCUCCACCACUACAAUGAAUAUGUCAAUGGAUGACAGCAGCCAUCACAGCAUGACAAUGAGCUCGGACAGCCAUGCUCACCACUCAUCAACAUCUGCUCCAGGCCAUGAUCAUGGCUCUGGUGGAAUGAUGAUGCAAAUGACCUUCUACUUUGGGUACAAGAAAGUGGAGCUGCUGUUCCCUGGGAUAGUGAUCAACUCAGUUGGAGGGAUGGUCGGUGCCUGUGUGGUUGUCUUCCUGUGUGCUUUGGCUUACGAGGGGCUGAAAAUCAGUCGAGAAUGUUUGCUUCGUAAAUCGCAGGUUAAUGUUCGUUAUAAUUCCAUGCCUGUACCUGGACCAAAUGGGACAAUCCUGAUGGAAACGCACAAAACUGUUGGCCAGCAGAUGUUCAGUGUGCCCCACCUCAUCCAGACUUUACUUCACAUCAUACAAGUGGUCAUCAGCUACUUCCUCAUGUUGAUCUUUAUGACCUACAACGGUUACCUCUGCAUUGCUGUGGCACUGGGUGCAGGUGCUGGAUACUCUCUUCAGCUGGAAGAAGGCAGUGGUGGUGGACAUCACUGAACACUGCCAUUAACGACGGCAGUGAGCAAAUUGCACGCCCCAGCACUAUGAUCUGCAAAGCGGGAAAUGACCAUUCAGCCAGUUUAAAAAUACGGACAGACACCGGGGACACACACAAACAGAUGGACACACACAUGGACACACGCAGGUGGGGACAAAUAAAUGCUGGCACCCCCUAUACAUACACACAUUAAUCUGUUCAGACUCCAGUUGAAGGAUCGCUGCUCAAAUCGUUUUUUUUUGUGCUUCACGCCUUAAUUGCUGCCAAAGAGCAGAUUUACACUUCCUUUUCAGAAACCUGAGGCAUGAUCUUGGGUAAUGGUGCUGGAGCAGCCACUUCGGACUACAUGUAUAAUGAAGUGUGCUAUGAAUCCUAAACGAUGAGCCAUUGCUUUACCUGGAGUUGUUCUUGAAAUCUUUACAAUGUUGUCUUUGCUCAGAUGGGAUUAUGUAAAACUCUAAUCACUUCAAACUAUCUAAAUGAAUUUCUGUUUUAAUUGCAGUUUCCCAUAGUUCACACAGUUAAAGUGAGCAAUAGUUAUGGCCAAAACUAUAUCUUCCUGCACUGAUAUAGCAUAUCAGUUUGUAGACAGAAAUGGCAUAAUUAAGUGAGGACAUGUAGUCACUCUGUGAGUUUCUCCUCUCGUAUAAGUGAAUAGUGAAGCAAUUUUUAUUUUGCAAGGAUUAAAUUUUUUUAAAAAAUAGAACUUUCAAAUGUGUUGUACAAAGCUGAAUACUAUCAGGACCAAGACUUAAUGAUCACUUCAUAAGUAGUUUUUUCAAACAAAAAGACCUUCUGUCCCUCAAUAAAAUACUCAAUAGCAUACAUAAUGUUAAUGGCAAGAAAUUGUAUUUGUUUGGUUCACAUCAAGAAUAUUUGAUUUUUUAAAUGUAAUUGUUCACUUUUUUAAAAAGUCUGAAUACAGAAAUGCAUCUGUAUUGUCUGCAAUUUGCAUUCUUGCCCACAACCCCAUCCUUUAGUUCAAUCUCCUGGUUCUCAAAAUUGAUGCUUGGAUCCCUGAUUCGUAAUAUUUUCUAUUUGUGCUGACGGAAUUGUAAUUUAAUAAGAAAAUUAUGUAUUGAUUCCAGGUAGAUAUAUGCUAUUACCUGGUGUUUGUGUUAGGAAUUUUCCUCACUAUUGGUUAGCAAAGUAUUUGUACUUGUAUUCAUUGGAGGACUGGGAGACUCCUUUGAUGGUUUUUUUGGGUGCUGCUGGGCCUGCACAGAUACAUAUCAAUGGAACAACCUUGCUCAGGACCAAUAGGAAUGAAUGGACUGGUCCUCCGGAAUCUAUUUUUAGAAAUUUGAUCAAUUUUAAUCAACUGCUGAUUGUAGUCCAGAGCAGCUCAGAAAUGGUGAGGGAACUUUAGGUUUUGCCAAUUAUACUAAUUCAAAUGUUCUUUUUUGCCGCGUUUAGUUUAGGAGAGCCAGGGGAGUAGGCAAGGAAAUGAGUUCAAUCAGGUCCUUAAUUCUACUUGAUAAGUUUCAGUGGCAGCUGUGAAGGUCUGUAAGAUCAAUGUGAUCUUCUCUGGCUGGCAUUCAAGAAUCACAAAGCAAUGUGUGAAUGUGGAGACCAUUUGGCCUAAUUUACAUCGUCAUUUUGCAGAAACCUGCUGUUCCAUCAAGAUGGCAAUGAGUGUUUAGCCUGUUCCAAAUGAUUUGAUGUACUGAGAUUCUACAAGUGCUGGCUGGUCACCUCUACUCAAGUACCCUUUGCAAUUGAAUUUAUAGGUUGCUCCAGUAAGGGGACCAUUAUAGUUCAGGCUGAAUAUUACUUGCAUCUAACGUCUAUGUAUAUGCACUUUUCCCUUAGGAUAGUGAGCUGCUUGGCUUAUUUGCAUAAUCCCACCCAUUCCUGAUCCAACAAUUGUGGAUGCAGUACAUUAUUCUUACCCAACUGAGAUCAGUGGUUGAGUAAGAUGGUAGAUAAUGCAUUUAUCCAGUGUCACUAGACAGUUAUAAAACCUGGUAUAAGAAAAAAAAAUAGUAAGAAUCUAAAGAAUUUGUAGAUUGUAGACUGACUACCCUGCUUAUUCCAAAAAUUUUGGGUCUCUGGUGUCAUAUUAUCACCAAGCCCAUCAAAGCAUUAUACCUUAGAAGAUCUUCAGUGUUUUGAAAUAAACACUUACAGUGCAAACUUCAGAAAAUGUACUGGACAUAGUCAAUGGAGAUGCAGCUCUCUUGUGUAACUGUGCUCUUUUUUGGGCUUCUAGCAGUCCGUGAAAUGUGGGAUGUUGUCUGGAAGGGUCACGUCCCACACAGAAGUCUCCCCUCAUUGGUUUUAAUUUUGUUCACUAAUGUUGUGCUGAUUCACCACCAAUCAUGGCAGUACUUCAUCCUCUGUCAUGUUCUUUCAGCCUUGCUUGUAUUUCCUAAUAGAAGGAAUUAUGAGGUGGUGCUACUGUUUAAUACCUGAGUUACAACUUUAAUCUGGUCAGCAUUAAAUAGGUACAAUAUUUUUUUCUAGUAAUAGCCCCAGGACAGAGUUUCCAGAGGCACCACUAAGUAACACUAUUAUACUGUUUGUAAAGUGAGAGCCUUUUUGUAAAAUGGUACCAGUUAGGUGUAUACUUAAAGCUUGCUAAUGGGGCCAUUGGGGUGGGAAUGACACAAACCUUUGAGCAGCAAUUGGUUAAUUAAAAAAAUAUUUUGAGGGCUGUGUGUUUGCAAUUGAUUGUCCUUCCUCAUCUUGCAGUAAGUAACUUUUUCAUAUUAGCUGCAUAGUGUCACUACACAUCUGACCACAUGAACUAAGCCUGCAGAUGAGAUGUACUUUGUGUUGAGGUUGUCCCCCACUACUUUCUCCUGGACUCCCGCUUUUAUUGGGAUUUUCAGUCAAAUUUUUUUUCCCCCUCUAAUUCGUAGAGAUUCUGCUGUGAAAUAAAAGUAAAACACAAAAUGCAGGAAAUACUCAAAACUGUCGAGAUCACUAACCUAGAUGCUGUUUCUUUCUCUCUUGCUGAUCGAUUGUAUUUCCAGCAUUUUCUGUUUUUAAUUUUGGACUACCUGUAUUGGCUUAUGUGAAACGGGUUUGUUAUUGAUCCCUAAGUCCUCAUUGCUUCCAAUUCAUUAGCUCACAUGGCAGUGUCAAUGAACAUGGUCAUGUACGUUUGUACUACAGUCAUGAUCCAUGACACCGUAAAGUGUCAUUUGGACUAACCAACAAUGAAUGACAAGGUGUCCUGCAUUUAACUGCGCACACAAUGUUUCUCUCCUCUGGUACUCUUAAAAUAUUGCCACUGAAAGCAUUCCAUUUUGGAUUUUAAAACUCAAGCUGAGCAGAAAGAACCAAUGGUAAUUUUAAACUAAAACUUGGCUCCAAACUGGAUCUGUGUAAGUUUGGCUUUUAUGCAUUUAAUGUUGGAGCAGGAGUUGACAAGUGUUCUUCCUCGUUUGUGCUGCUAUUUUCACAUUUGUGCUCCCAGAACUGCUUUUAAUACAGCUGAACAUCAAAAUGUGAUUUAUAAAAGUGUACUCUCCUUCUGAAAUAAAUGGCAAUCCUACAUUUCGCAUUGAAUAUAGCUAAUAAAAGGAUAUGAUGGGGAAAAUAUUGUAAUUCUUUGGUUGUCAAUCUUGUACAAGAUGUUUUUUUUUAAAAUCACCCUGUAAAAUUUGGUACAUGUUUACUCAGCUUGUAUUUGAAAUUCAGUGCCUUUGGUUCUCUUGAAUGAAUAAUGGUCGCCUAUUGUUAAGCCUUUGUCUUGUAAUUUGAUUUCUCAGUUCUCAAACAUGUUGAUGAUUUUCCUCCCACUCCAGCACCUCAGUGUUGCAAUGUUAUCUUCCUAGUGAGCUGUCAGAAACAAUUCUUGAGACUGUACAAUGCAAUUUUCUGUACUGGAAAAAUAAUAUAUUAUCAUGCUUAUUUCCAAUAAACUAUUAGUUUGUCUUUUAAACUUA